GGCCACUGCGCUGCUGAGCGGGUGUUUUGGGGUCCAACACGCCGGCUUUUUGCACUAUUAACCUCCGUACUCUGAAUGCCACUAUAAUUCCACCUUCCCCAUGCUCGCUUAUCGUCGUCCUGACUCGGGAAUAUCAGAGUCAUUUCUGCUUUAUCGCGCUUUUAUCGCGUUCUUGACAUUAAAUACAACUACAAUGCCUCGUCUGACGUUAAAUCCCUCCGAUCCGGACGACAUCGAGGUCAAGGGAAUAGUUUUCGACAUGGACGGCACGCUCUGUCUCCCGCAGACCUGGAUGUUCGCAGAGAUGCGAAGAGUUCUUGGAAUUGACAAGAAAACCGACAUCCUCGACCAUAUAUACUCGCUCGACGUCGCCGAGCAGGAAGUCGCUCAUGAAAAAGUGCGGCAGGUCGAGCGCACUGCGAUGGUUCAAAUCGAACCUCAACCGGGACUCAAUGAGCUCAUGGACUUCCUAGAAGAAAAAAAGAUUCUCAAGUCGAUCUGUACGCGCAACUUCCCUACACCAGUCCAGCAUCUGCUUUCAACAUUCCUGUCUUCAAAAGUCUUUCAUCCUAUAGUCACUCGCGACUUUAAACCUCCCAAGCCGUCGCCGGCUGGGAUUCUCCAUAUCGCAAAGCAUUGGAACAUCGACCCCAAGCAUCUCAUCAUGGUCGGUGACUCCGUCGACGACAUGCUGGCCGGUUAUCGCGCCGGUACUACGACUAUCCUUCUAGAGUCUGACGUGAACGGGCAUCUCAAGGGGGCUCCGGAGACGGACUACGUCGUGCAGCGGUUAGAUGAUAUUAUAAAGCUGCUCGAGAACGGGAUCGAGAUCCAGGAUCGCAAGCCACAGGUUGAUGAGGAGACUGUUAAGGCGCUGGAUUGAAUCGGGCUUUAGACCUUUUGUAGAUAUUGAUAGAGUAAAUGUAUUUAUUUCAAUUAUCUAUGAUUGCUCAAAAGAACUCUAGAGUCACGAGACACAGGUUGAUGAGGAGACUGUU
Myxozyma melibiosi is the source of this 998-nucleotide messenger RNA. RefSeq names its product HAD-like domain-containing protein. The transcript is spliced from 7 exons. The coding region runs from base 101 to 883 and encodes 260 amino acids. The record is from RefSeq and is a predicted model, not a curated record. Lineage: Eukaryota; Fungi; Ascomycota; Lipomycetes; Lipomycetales; Lipomycetaceae.